Molecule: messenger RNA, 252 nt
Organism: Echinostoma caproni
Lineage: Eukaryota; Metazoa; Platyhelminthes; Trematoda; Plagiorchiida; Echinostomatidae
Source: the annotation of a GenBank genome assembly
AUGUUCGUUCCGGAAACAUUUAGUAGAAUAUUUUUGUCUUUGAUCGAAGAUGAGCAGCGUAUCAUGAAAGCCGAGGUGGACAUUCUCAUGGGCAUGCAUCUGGUCAGGAAAGCUUGGGUGUCUGUGCAUCCGCACGUACUGAUCAACGCUUUCAUGAAAGCUGGGUUCAAAUCCACAUCGAUUCAGUCGGUGAUGCAGCUACCAGAGGGUGAAUGGGAUCUGAUCGAGGACUUUACUCAUUGUGUCUAUUGA